Messenger RNA from Fusarium odoratissimum NRRL 54006, 2455 nucleotides. RefSeq lists its product as uncharacterized. The transcript has a single exon. Gene Ontology annotation, molecular function: 4-hydroxy-tetrahydrodipicolinate synthase activity. NCBI's taxonomy places the organism in Eukaryota, Fungi, Ascomycota, Sordariomycetes, Hypocreales, Nectriaceae. The record is from RefSeq and is a predicted model, not a curated record. Bases 633 to 1742 code for a protein of 369 amino acids.
CGCAGUCACCAUGCCAUGAUCCUUUCAUCUCCUUAAACUUUUCCGCGAUUAUAAUGUACUGUACACCCUAGAAGCCUCUCAGCACUCCGUACUAAUGGCUCCAAUGGAACGUUGACUGGCCUCAAAAGGCUUAAACAAACCCCCACGCUCCAGACUCGUCAAGCGACUCUUAGACCCUGAAUCGUAGUCUCGUCGACCCCGGAUUUUCUGCAUGAAUAACCCCAAGAAGCGACUCCCGUGAGCACUUCCCCUCAUAGCAAGAUGCAUACGAGCGGAGUCUUUAUUCGAGCCUACCAAUCUUUGAGCUGCCCGAUUCUCUGACCGGUUCAAUCGUCCUCUCGGAGUUGAUGGAUUGUAUCAUUUGACUUAUUAUGGCCCCGCCAUGAAGUAACGAGAAGUUAUGAGUGAUCAAGUUGCAGGUUCGUAACUGGAGAGUCCUUUGAGCCGCCAUAUAUGGGUUUGUGUUGAAGAACAUCAAUACCCAGGAGAUGAUAUAAAAGCCAAGUCUCCUCCGACUUGAUAUCCAAAUAAGAGCUUACACUAUCGCCCAUUACACUGAUAAAUCCUAUUGAAUACCUUUACCAUUGAUCCCAACCAAACUUCAGACAAUCCCUACAGUAUCAAGCUAUAUCAUGCCUCCUCAUAGUGACGCUCCCUCACCAGCAGGGUCCUUCAGCUCCCAGCUAUACAACCACAGCCAAUGGCACUCAAGCAAUGGAAAUAACAACUUCAUAUCUGAUUCUUCAUCAAGCGCUUCUGCAGACAAUCGCUUGGAUGACGUGCAGCAUAUAAAACGCCCUCUAACACCUGGCGUCUAUGUUCCAACCAUGUGCUUCUUCGAUCCAGAUACAGAAGACGUCGACACCGCUGCAAUUGCCGCUCAUGCUGUGCGACUCGCUCAGGCUGGUGUAACAGGCCUUGCGACGCAGGGUUCCAACGGAGAGGCCGUUCAUCUCUCCCACUCGGAGCGGCAGCUGGUCACCGCCACUACAAGAGCCGCCCUGAAUGACGGCGGCUUCUCGCAUGUGCCCGUGAUCGUGGGAUGUGGAAGCCAGAGCACGCGCGAGACCGUACAAUACUGCCAUGAGGCUUGGGAGGCUGGCGGUGACUAUGCGCUCGUCCUACCCCCGUCCUACUAUGCCACGUUAUUUGCCCCGGCCUCGGAAACCAUCCUGGAGUAUUUCACAAGAGUCGCAGACAAGUCUCCCAUACCGAUCAUAAUCUACAACUUUCCUGGUGCUGUGGGGGGCAUGGAUAUGUCAUCGGACAUGAUCAUCACUCUUGCACGACAUCCAAAUAUUGUAGGCGUGAAGUUGACAUGCGGCAACACGGGAAAACUGAACAGGGUAGCCGCGGCAACCCGCAAGCCUUCAAAAUACAACCCAAAGGAGCCCGACUUCCUAGUCCUCGCAGGUUCCGCCGACUUUCUGAUCCCUUCUCUGGCCGGAGGUGGUCACGGCAUCCUGGCAGGCUUGGCCAACAUUGCCCCGAGGGCAUGCAUCAAGACCAUGGAACUCUAUCUUCAAGGCAAUGUUUCCGAAGCACAAAAGAUGCAGGAAGUGGUCUCACAAGGCGACUGGACGGCGAUCCAGGGCGGCGUGGUUGGUGUCAAGGCUGGACUACAGGCUUGGAUGGGUUACGGAGGCUUUGCACGAAGUCCACUGCCGAGGCCAGACACAGAGCAAACGAAGCGGUGGAGGGAAGGUUUUCGGGACCUUGUGAUGCUGGAGAGAUCACUCUAAGCCCGAGUGUACUGUAAGUCUGAGACGGUGAUCAUGAAGGACCGGCCACGAGUGUCACACCAAAGCAAAAGAAGUGGAGGAUAUCUUACAACUUGGCAUGGAUGAGGGAGCUCUGAUAGCACGAUACACUUUGUAUCGUGUCGUAUUCUUUCCAUAAGUGGAUCGGAGUAAGCAGCAAGAGUAUCCUAUGAUGCCUUCACACAGAGUUAAGAGUGUAUAUCCCGGGACCUGCAUGAGUCGGAAGCUGGAGGGGGCGUGGUCAGCAUCGUAUUGAGGCGAUGGGUGGUUCACAAGGCGUGGCAUUGUGCAAUGACUGCUUUUAGCGUUGCGCCAUAAAAGUGAUACUGUAUCUAUACAUAUUUGCCCUAUUCAAUGAGACAUUUUGUGGACAAGAGGCAUUGUAUUGUGUCUGUGAGCAUGGCUGACGCGCAAUACUGUCUUGGAUCUAUCCUCCGUAGUUGUUAGUUCUUCGAUGGUGUUUUUUUUUUGGUUCAGUGUAACAUAUCUAGGUAUCUUACAAGGGUCAACCCUUAAUUGCCAAGCCGAUCUACAGGAACCCAGAAAGACUCCUUUUGGCAGAUGGCAUGACAAUCACAUCGUGUUUCAGUCCCAGAUUGGAAAUCGACAAUGCUAAGAUGCCAUGACAAAGCACGGUCGACAUGUAACCGGACCGUUGAAGUGAUCAGCAAAUAAAUCGGAGCAGCAGAGUUUUC